AUGAGGGAUGAGGGACGGGUGACCCUCGUGUCGCGGGUACGUUCGAGCUCUAGGUAUCGGCAACUCCCUCCGCGGAGCUCCGCUGUAGGUGUUUGGCCAGAACCAGGCAGGAACCUCAAACUGAAAUGCCUUCUGGGGCUAAGCAGAAUUCGGCUCCCCUCCCACCCGCGCGGAGUCCCGGACCUGGAGAGCAGGCAGGGUCUGGGCGCUGCCCUGCCUCUGCCCGCGCGGAGCGUCGCUCGGGCGCUACAGAACGCGCAGAGCCCUUUCCGCAGCCGGGAGAUCCUCGCCCGCCGGCGCCCGCGGAGGCCCCGGUACCGCGGCCGGAGUCGGGGCACCCUCGCCCUGCGCGUGCCAGCGUCCUGCGCUGCGGCGCGCGUUCCGCUCGCGCUGUAUUUGCAGGGCAGGCGCGGGAGGAAGAACCCGCGCCCGAGUUGUGGGUGCUGCGCCCGGCGCGAGGUGCGGGAUGGAGAGCAAGGCGCUGCUGGCCAUCGCUCUGUGGCUCUGCAUGGAGACCCGGGCCGCCGCCGUGGCCGAGUUCCUUGUCCACGACUCUGGUCUCGGCAGGGGCCUCAGCCGGAAGGUGUCUUGCGGAGCCGACGAAGCCUGGGGCUCUUGGGAUCCGGGGGUGGGAAGGCGCCUUGGGCUGGCAGGCAGGAGGUGCCCCGCAGGCUAGAACAGGCGGUGAAACGUUGUCUGGCUGCGCGCGACAUCCCCGCCCGGGCGCCGGGAAGGAAGCCUUGCAGGGAGCUCACGCCCCGUCGCCCGGUUCGCACCGUGCGCUCCGUCCUGCCUCUGUGGGAGUCGAGCCAGGACCCCGGCCUGCUGUUCGCUUUUGGCUCGAACACACACGCACGCUCCCUGUGUUUGCCUAGUGUUUCUCUUGAUCCACCCAGGCUCAGCAUACAAAAAGACAUACUUACAAUUAUGGCUAAUACAUCUCUCCAAAUUACUUGCAGGGGACAGCAGGAUUUGGACUGGCUUUGGCCCAACAAUCAGAGUGGGUCUGAGGAAAGGGUGGAGGUGACUGAGUGCAGUGAUGGCUUCUUCUGUAAGACACUCACAAUUUCAAGAGUGAUCGGAAAUGAUACUGGAGCCUACAAGUGCUCCUACCAGGACACUGAUGUGGCCUCGGUUGUUUAUGUCUACGUUCAAGAUUACAGAUCUCCAUUUAUUGCCUCUGUUAGCGACCAACAUGGGGUUGUGUAUAUUACUGAGAACAAAAACAAGACUGUGGUGAUUCCGUGUCUUGGGUCCAUUUCAAACCUCAAUGUGUCACUUUGUGCAAGGUAUCCAGAAAAGAGAUUUGUUCCUGAUGGCAACAGAAUUUCCUGGGACAGCAAGAAAGGCUUUACUAUUCCCAGCUACAUGAUCAGCUAUGCCGGCAUGGUCUUCUGUGAAGCAAAAAUCAAUGAUGAAAGUUACCAGUCUAUUAUGUACAUAGUUGUGGUCGUAGGCUACAAGAUUUAUGAUGUGGUUCUGAGCCCCCCACACGGAGUUGAGCUAUCUGUUGGAGAGAAGCUUGUCUUAAAUUGUACAGCAAGAACUGAGCUAAACGUGGGGAUUGACUUCAACUGGGAACACCCUUCUUCAAAGCAUCAGCAUAAGAAAGUUGUAAACCGGGACUUAAAAUCCCAGUCUGGGAGUGAGAUGAAGAAAUUUUUGAGCACCUUGACUAUAGACGGUGUAACCCGGAGUGACCAAGGAUUGUACAUCUGCGCAGCAUCCAGUGGGCUGAUGACCAAGAGGAACAGCACAUUUGUCAGAGUCCAUGAAAAACCUUUUGUUGCCUUUGGUAGUGGCAUGGAAUCUCUGGUGGAAGCCACAGUGGGAGACCGUGUCAGAGUCCCUGUGAAGUGCCUUGGUUACCCACCCCCUGAAAUAAAAUGGUAUAAAAAUGGGAGACCCCUUGAGUCCAAUCACACAAUUAAAGUGGGGCAUGUACUGACAAUUAUGGAAGUGAGUGAAAAAGACACAGGAAAUUACACCAUCAUCCUUACCAAUCCCAUUUCAAAGGAGAAGCAGAGCCAUGUGGUAUCUCUGGUUGUGAAUGUCCCACCUCAGAUUGGUGAGAAAUCUCUGAUCUCUCCCAUGGAUUCCUACCAGUACGGUACCACACAGACGCUGACGUGCACGGUCUACGCCAUGCCUCCCCCACUCCACAUCCACUGGUAUUGGCAGCUAGAGGAAGAGUGCUCCAGCACGCCCAGCCAAGCUGUCUUAAUGACAAAUCCAUAUAUUUGUAAAGAAUGGAGAAAUGUGGAGGACUUCCAGGGGGGAAAUAAAAUCGAAGUCAACAAAAAUCAGUUUGCACUAAUUGAAGGAAAAAACAAAACUGUAAGUACCCUUGUUAUCCAAGCAGCAAAUGUGUCAGCCUUGUACAAAUGUGAAGCGGUCAACAAAGUCGGGAAAGGAGAGAGGGUUAUCUCCUUCCACGUGACCAGAGGUCCUGAAAUUACUUUGCAACCUGGCAUGCAGCCAACUGAGCAGGAGAGCGUGUCUUUGUGGUGCGCUGCAGACCGAGCUACGUUUGAGAAUCUCACGUGGUACAAGCUUGGCCCACGGGCUCUGCCGAUCCAUGCUGGAGAGUUGCCCACGCCUGUUUGCAAGAACUUGGAUGCUUUUUGGAAAUUGAAUGCCACCAUGUUCUCUAAUAGCACAAACGACAUUUUGGUCAUGGAGCUCCAGAAUGCAUCCUUGCAGGAUCAAGGAGACUACGUCUGCUUUGCUCAAGACAAGAAGACCAAGAAAAGACAUUGUGUGGUCAGGCGGCUCACGGUCCUCGAGCGCAUGGCACCCAUGAUCACGGGAAACCUAGAAAAUCAGACAACAAGUAUUGGGGAAACCAUUGAAGUUUCAUGCACAGCAUCUGGGAAUCCCUCUCCACAGAUUACAUGGUUUAAAGAUAAUGAGACACUUGUGGAAGACUCAGGCAUUGUAUUGAAAGAUGGGAACCGGAACCUAACUAUCCGCAGAGUGAGGAAGGAGGACGGAGGCCUCUACACCUGCCAGGCAUGCAGUGUUCUUGGAUGUGCAAAAGUGGAGGCGUUUUUCAUCAUAGAAGGUGCCCAGGAAAAGACAAACUUGGAAGUCAUCAUUCUAGUAGGCACUGCAGUGAUUGCUAUGUUCUUCUGGCUACUUCUUGUCAUUGUCCUGCGGACCGUUAAGCGGGCCAAUGGAGGGGAACUGAAAACAGGCUACUUGUCCAUCGUCAUGGAUCCAGAUGAACUCCCCUUGGACGAGCAUUGUGAACGCCUGCCUUAUGAUGCUAGCAAAUGGGAAUUCCCCAGAGACCGGCUGAAACUAGGUAAGCCUCUUGGCCGUGGUGCCUUUGGCCAAGUUAUUGAAGCAGAUGCCUUUGGAAUUGACAAAGCAGCAACUUGCAAGACAGUGGCCGUCAAAAUGUUGAAAGAAGGAGCAACACACAGUGAACACCGAGCCCUCAUGUCUGAACUCAAGAUCCUCAUUCAUAUUGGCCACCACCUCAAUGUGGUCAACCUUCUAGGUGCCUGUACCAAGCCAGGAGGGCCACUCAUGGUGAUUGUGGAAUUCUGCAAGUUUGGAAACCUAUCAACUUACUUAAGGAGCAAGAGAAAUGAAUUUGUCCCUUACAAGACCAAAGGGGCACGAUUCCGUCAGGGGAAAGACUAUGUUGGGGAAAUCCCUGUGGAUUUGAAACGCCGCUUGGACAGCAUCACCAGUAGCCAGAGCUCCACCAGCUCUGGAUUUGUUGAGGAGAAAUCCCUCAGUGAUGUGGAAGAAGAGGAAGCCUCUGAAGAUCUGUACAAGGAUUUCCUGACUUUGGAGCAUCUCAUCUGUUACAGCUUCCAAGUGGCAAAGGGCAUGGAGUUCUUGGCAUCACGGAAGUGCAUCCACAGGGACCUGGCGGCGCGGAAUAUCCUCUUGUCGGAGAAGAACGUGGUGAAAAUCUGUGACUUUGGCUUGGCCCGUGAUAUUUAUAAAGACCCAGAUUAUGUCAGAAAAGGAGAUGCUCGCCUCCCUUUGAAAUGGAUGGCCCCAGAAACAAUUUUUGACAGAGUGUACACAAUUCAGAGUGAUGUGUGGUCUUUUGGUGUUUUGCUCUGGGAAAUAUUUUCCUUAGGUGCUUCUCCAUAUCCUGGGGUAAAAAUUGAUGAAGAAUUUUGUAGGAGAUUAAAAGAAGGAACUAGAAUGAGGGCCCCUGAUUAUACCACACCAGAAAUGUACCAGACCAUGCUUGACUGCUGGCAUGGGGAGCCCAAUCAGAGACCCACAUUUUCAGAGUUGGUGGAACAUUUGGGAAAUCUCUUACAAGCUAAUGCUCAGCAGGAUGGCAAAGACUGCAUUGUUCUUCCGAUAUCAGAGACUUUGAGCAUGGAAGAGGAUUCUGGACUGUCUCUGCCUACCUCACCUGUUUCCUGUAUGGAAGAAGAGGAAGUGUGUGACCCCAAAUUCCAUUAUGACAACACAGCAGGAAUCAGUCAGUAUCUGCAGAACAGUAAGCGAAAGAGCCGGCCUGUGAGUGUAAAAACAUUUGAAGAUAUCCCACUGGAAGAACCAGAAGUAAAAGUAAUCCCAGAUGACAACCAGACGGACAGUGGUAUGGUUCUUGCUUCAGAAGAGCUGAAAACUUUGGAAGACAGAACCAAGUUAGCUCCACCUUUUAGUGGAAUGAUGCCCUGCAAAAGCAGGGAGUCAGUGGCUUCUGAAGGCUCAAACCAGACGAGUGGCUACCAGUCUGGGUAUCACUCCGAUGACACGGACACCACUGUGUACUCCAGCGAGGAGGCAGAACUUUUAAAGCUGGUGGAGAUUGGAGCACAAGCUGGCAGCAUGGCUCAGGUUCUCCAGCCUGACUCUGGGACCACACUGAGCUCUCCUCCUGUUUAAAAGGAGGUACCCAUGCCCACCAUUCCUGGAAAUCACAUGAGAGGUGCUGCUCAGAUUUUCAAGUGUUGUUCUUUCCACCACCAGGAAGUAGCCACAUUUGAUUUUCAUUUCAAAAAAAGAACCUCGGACUGCAGGGAGCUAGUCCUUUAGGCAUUUCUUGAGAAGAUGCUUGUGACCCAAGAAUGUGUUUGUCUUCUCCCAGUGCUGACCUUAUUCUCUUUCUCAUUCAUUUAAAAAGCAUUUAUAAUGCCCCCAUCAUGGGUCUUACCAUUGGUUAGAAUAACAGCCGUGCAAGAAAUGGCUUCAUGCUCAAAGAAGUAGCAGUAACUGGGGAGUUGACACCUCUGUGAAACUAAGAGAUAAACCAGGCAAUAUAAGUGCUUUAGGUGUUGAAGAUGGGAAAGAUUUGUAGGGCUGACUCCAAGAGGCUUUGUUUAGGAUAUGGGUCCUGAGCCAAGUUUUAAGUGUGGCAUUUGGAUUGAUAGAAAGCAAGGUGUUAGCUUGCUUUGAGAGAGCACUGGAGCCUGCAAGUGCAUUGUGGAGGUGGGCAUGUGGUCUGUUAGGAAAUGUGAAAGCUGCGGAUGAAGUUUCUGGU
Molecule: messenger RNA, 5464 nt
Organism: Galeopterus variegatus (Sunda flying lemur)
Lineage: Eukaryota; Metazoa; Chordata; Mammalia; Dermoptera; Cynocephalidae
Gene: KDR
Product: kinase insert domain receptor (a type III receptor tyrosine kinase)
Exons: 32
Coding region: 1-4869 (1622 amino acids)
Biological process (GO): angiogenesis; protein phosphorylation; positive regulation of kinase activity
Cellular component (GO): signaling receptor complex; membrane
Molecular function (GO): growth factor binding; vascular endothelial growth factor receptor activity; ATP binding
Source: RefSeq, a predicted model, not a curated record